Rhipicephalus sanguineus (brown dog tick) is the source of this 9152-nucleotide messenger RNA. Its product is annotated as protein SSUH2 homolog. Lineage: Eukaryota; Metazoa; Arthropoda; Arachnida; Ixodida; Ixodidae. The coding region runs from base 140 to 1423 and encodes 427 amino acids. The record is from RefSeq and is a predicted model, not a curated record. The transcript has 12 exons.
CGUUUUGAUUGUUCCUCGCGAUUUCAAAAUGUAAAAAUUAUUACCGCGUGUGUACCACGACGGGGGAGGAAGCGUCGGUAGCAUGACCGUCAGCAAGAAGUCUCGCUUAAAAGACCUCGAAUCACUCGGAUAAGCGGAGAUGGCCACAGUAGCCAGGGGCGUCCUGUACGUGAUGCCGCCGCUUGAACCAUCGGCCCCCCCGUGGACGCCCAGCCUGGUGCCGUCGUCGCCACCGCCCCCGCUGACGCCCGUCUCCAACGCACCGGGCGGCCGGCAGCAGCAGAAUGACAAGGCCGCCAUCUACCAGCAACAGCAGAGCAACGGGUCUCAUGCAUCGUUCGCGAUGGACGACGAGCCAGAGCCUUCGGCGCCCCCGCUCGAGCUCAUGGAUAAAGUGGACGGAUACGAGCAGGCCUCCUUCGACGCCGUGGACGUACCACCUCCGUACACGCCCUCGACACCCAAAGAAGAGGAUACUCCUAAGCGAGCGCCGCUACCAUGCACUCCGCAGGUGACGGAGCAAGAGGCCCGGCAAGCCUUAACCAAGCACGUGGCCAAGCACUGCUGCUACGGCAAGGCGUGCGCACGAGACAUGGCCAUCACCAAGAUCGACCACACGUCCGCCUUCCACUACACCUUGGAGACGUUCACUGAGAAGCGGCAGACAGCCUGGUGCUUCGAACCAUACACAGGUGGUCCGGUGGACGGGCCGUCGGCGGGUCCCGCUCCUGGUCCCUGGGAGGUGCCGGUGCCCUCGGCGACGCCGUUCCAAUGCCAGACGACCUCGGUGGAAGUGCCCCACACGGCCUCGGUCAAGACUUGCCACACCUGCGGCGGCGUCGGAAGGAAGCGGUGCGCCACCUGCAACGGAAACGGAUACGAGCAGUGCAACUACUGUCAGGGCGACGGCCAGAAGCGAAGUCUAUCGGGCGACAACGAUCGAUGUUUCCAGUGUCACGGCAUGGGUAGGAUGCGUUGUUGGAAAUGCAAUGGCGACGGCGUGGCUCCAUGUCGCGCUUGUUCCGGUACCGGCCAGAUCAAGUGCUACAUCAAGCUCACCGUGGUUUGGUCGACGAAGACGGAUGACCACGUGGUCGAGCACUCCUUCGUACCGGACGACCAGAUAAAGUUUGUCUCGGGCCAGCUGGUCUUCGAAGAGCAGAACUCGAGGAUUUGGCCGAUCAACCACUUUCCCGACAUGACGGUGAACAUGGCCUCCGUGCAACUGGUGCAGAAGCACGCGGCCGCUUUCAAGUCGGAGAAGAUCCUCAUGCAGAGACAACGGGUGCGCGUGAUCCCGGUGUCGACGGUGUACUACGAGUGGCGCUCGCACGUGGGCACCUUCAGCGUGUUCGGCCACGAGAAGAAAGCGUACGCGCCGGACUACCCGCAGACCUGCUGCUGCGGGUGCACCAUCCUCUGAACGGCGCCCAGCGGACGACUGCGCCACGUCUGUGAAGAGCUGAGCGUGUAUGCACGUACGCGACCACACAUUCUUGCAGUUGCACAUGGCGCACCUGCUUGGAAAAAAGUGACGGUUACGUGAACGUGGACUUUUCUGUUCAUGCGGAAACGGCUCCGUUGCUUUGUUCUCAGGGGGUAUCGCUCUGGAUUCAGCGCUGACGAAUGUGCCUGCGCUUACGCAGUUCUUAUUUAUGACCCGUGAAGCAAAGUACACCACAUUCACGUUACUGCUACCCAAAGAGUGAAGCCGGAGCACGACCGUGACUGAACGGAAAAACAACGUCACGUGAUCACUUCGGUCAGCUAUAGGUCUGGGCAAACCGAAAUACAAAGCCCUGGAUAAUUUAAGCAGACAGUCACUGUUAGACCAGUGGUCGCUUGAAUCUGUUAACUGGGCUAUAGCGGUUCACAGAGUGCAGUGUAUAUAUAUACCGUAUUAGGUACUUAUAGUUCGCUUCGCACUACGCGGUACCGUACUGCGGCCCAUAGUCAUCACUGUAUAUGUUUAUUUAAGUAUUCUUUCGUUGCGUUAAAGAGCAACUGCGUGAUCAAGUGACGCCACUACGAGGCUGUCAGCUAUGCUUUAAUUGCGCUUUAAACUUCCCACCAAGCAUUUCAAUAUUUUGUAUGUGGACGAGCCACGACAGUAUGUGAUAUGGUUUCUGCUUUUAGAAGUUUCUCCGAGUAUAUUGUUUUCGAUAUCUGCGCCGAUUUCGUUUUUUUUUUCUUUCUGUAUUUACAUAUAGCAGUAAACUACACUUCUCGAAGUGCAGUCAGCCGCACUUGAGAAAAUCUUUCAAACAUGCAACGUGAAGCUGCGGCUUUCUUAUAUCAGUGUUUUUGCCCUGAGCGGAGUCUUUCGGGCAUCCCGCUAUUUUUUUUUUACGCCAUAUUUGUUUUUAUUUCUUCGUGUACAUAGUAGCAAAGUCGCGCUUUGCGGUUACAUAUAUAGAAACAAUUAUGGUUGUGGACGAUCGGUAUAACACAACGGGCGCGAGUACUAUGCGCCUCUUUCGAAGCUUCGGCAUAGUACGCUGUUCGUCGCGGCAACUCACUCCGCGGCAGGUUUCGCAAACAUAACUCAGCGCUUCAUCGUCAUUCCUGCGUGGAGACAUUCUCUAGCACCGCGUCAUCGAAGGUCGUAAACCCGUCGAACGUUUUCCGUUCGCUUCUCGAUGCGCGCGGGAGGUUUUAACAAGCGAAUAUGGCGGCGUCGCUCAAGCGUGCAUGACGUUCGCGCCCGCUUGAUCUUGACCGCGUCCUCCCGCGGCUUCUCGCGCGAAUGCCGCCCCCGAGAAAUAAACGCAGUGCGUCUUCCGGCGUCUUCCUCCAUUGCCGAGCGAGCCCAACGGAGCGCGAAUUAUUCCCUCCCUCAGCUUCUUUUUAUCGCGAACGUCAAGCGCGUAAUGGCAGCCAUUUUUCGUCGAAUGCGCUAGCAGCGCCAUGUUCAGCUGAAAGCGCGAGCCUUUGUUCAUGUCCCCCAAGAAGCAAGAAUGUCCGCGCUAUGCUCUACCGAAAUAUCGAUCCUCGGUGCUGCGAGACAUUUAUGAACACCGCUUUGACGAGAAUUAUCUUGCGCAGCAGCUGCAGCGCGCGCCCGUAGACGAACGAGUAGCACUCUUCUUGCAACUCUUCAUUCCUUCACUUUUGUGUACAUUCGUGCGCUGCAAGGCCCGAGCAUGAACCGACCUUAGGCGCGCAAUACAGGGGUACUAGCUAAGCUGGAUAUUGUCACAUUCCGCUAUUCUAGUACACUAUACAUUCCGCCAUACUGUCAAAUUUCGUAAUGGCGGCAAUUUAAGCCAAUCAGAGAGGCCGCAUCAGCCCUCUGGGCCAAUCAGUGUUGACCGGAACUGAACAACAUGGCGGAAUUUGACAACGGCCAGAUUAGCACCCCGCGGUUAUGGUACCACGGUGCUACGGUGUUACGCACGGUUGUGCGGCACGUGCCACGAACAACGCUUGCACGCGAAGUAGGGAGGAGGCGCCGAUGUCGCGGGCGGCGUAAAUUUCGGCACGUCACGGCACAUUUCAGCCGCGGGCAGAGGGGCGCCGCGUGUUUCUCCACGUGGUACCUAUACGCGGUGUGCAUUGUAGAGCAUGACUGACUAGGCAUACAUCGGUGGUGUUCGCGGUAGAUUUCUUGACGCCACAAAGUCGCCCCCCGCACUGCGAUGAUGUUGCUAAUGCGCUUAAACGGCUUUAGCAGUACACCUGUGACGACGCUACAGAAACGCAGGUUCUGGGAAAAGGCUUUAAGAUCCUAAAGCCGCUUGUGAACAGGCGUGGUUGUGGACGUGCUACAUAAGAGAAGUCCGGAGACACGGCUUCGUGGAUGUAUAAGCGUAUACACCUGUCGAAGUCUCCAACUGUCGAAACAUUCAUCACGUAUUGUACACCUGUACUCUGUCGCAGUAGUUUCCUCAAGUGCUGCAAGACCUGCAAGCAGUUCCAUCCAACGAGACAUGGACGCUUGCCGUAGCGUUUUCUUGUGAUUGUGUCGUCUUUAAUGUGGCAAAGUCCUUUCUUGUACGUGGCUCUGAUGUGAUUGCGCUGCGUUAGGAUGGUCACAUAUGUGCUUCAGAUACAACACAUAUAUGCUUCACAUAUGUGUUUCAGAUACAUCGUGCGCAGCUGCCCCGUUUGUGUCACAUGCGUGAAUAAGGGCACACACUACAUGUACAGAUAAAACGCUUUGGUGAUAAAACAAUCAUGGCGUGGCUGAACCCUACAGCUCUUUAUAGGCAUCCAUGACAGCACUGAAGGAAGCUAUCGUGAUGGAGUACAAGCGAGUUGAGAGAGAAAGAGUUCAACGGUCAGAGGGCUACUAUGUAACGGGUCCGUACAUUUGUCAUCGAGACAUCUGUAGCCCUCGGUCAAGCAACACAAGGUUCGCUGUGCAUGUUGGUAGGGGUUUUAUGAACAGGUGAUGCCCAGAGUACAUUUAGAGGCUGUGCUGGAUGUACAAAAUGUCAUAACAAAAGAAGGAAGAAAAGCAUACAAACAAUGCCGUAAGAUGGGCAGUUCUUGCAUACAAUGAUAGGAGACUCUACCUGUAAACCUGGUGUACAAAAAGCCAUGUUAAACUUUUUCGAUGGUUGUUGCACCUGUGGGCCAUUGUCAACUCACACAGCAGCGCUACAGCAGUGGUAGCUGCAGGCAGACAUUGGCAAAUCGAUAUGCUGUAUCGAUUUCUUCACUGAGUGCACCUUAGAUCAUUAAAUAGACAGUAUAUGGAGUCGCUGUGCAACGAGACAUACAUGUUCCUUAUCAAAAAAAUUAACAUGUUAACCCCAUAAGUGCUUUUUACUUUUACUAAAGGUCAUCUUAUUUUGUUUUAGUAUGUCACAUUUCCAAACGUCCCCCUUUCGAAAACACUUUUCAAAACCAAUGAACUUCGUACUUCACAUGCGCAAGCCUCAUUUUUCCUCUUUACCGAGUAAUAUAAUUCGUCAUUGCCACAAAAGAUGCAGCAGGAUACCAGGAAAAUGAGUAUUUUAGAGUGCUUCUACGUGAACAAUUCCAUGAAGUGAAAUUUAAAAAACGCUGUCUGGGCACUGGUUUACAUGCUGAGACUAUAAACGUGACUUUCCAGCACUUAGCUUUAAGUGGAAAAGCUCCAUUUGUUAAAACACUUUCAAAAUGGGAAUAUCGCAAUGGAAAAUUUACAAUACUGAGGCGAAGGCUUCGGUCACAAAGAUUAUGUCUUGAAACCCUGAAAUGUCCAAAUAAAUGAAACAAAACAAAUAUUAACAAGCUAGGUUCGUUAAAAGUGCUUAAGAGGUUAUAAAAACAUUCUUUUGGCCUGCCUUGAACCUUGGCAGUAUUUAUGACUUUCUAUAUUCAUGCGGGUAAUUGUAUAGUUGUUCGUGAACUUUGUGCAUCGAUAUUCCAAAGUGUUUGUCUUGCAAGUGAGCCUGGUUGCUCAGUAGCUGCUUGGUUUCGGAAAUACUUGAUGUUUUGUUGCUGAGGCUUGCCUCCAAAGAUGAGCUUGUACAAUAGAGUUGUAGAUUGUAAAGAUGUUGUAAUACAGGCCAUGCAUUGAGCUCUUGUGUAAGAUGCUCAUUGUCCGGCAAUGUCUAUGAUGUUGCAACGUGUCAUUGCUGUACACCGUACGCAGUGUGUCAGUGCCCGCUGAUUAAGUGUUGUGCUUGAGACUAUACGUGUCUUGUAUGUGAUGCCAGAGUGGAUUCAGUGUAUGAGAAAAGCACGCAGGAGGAAAAAGCCGUGCAUGUCAGCAUUGUUGUUAGAAGGAACUACACAAUGUACGUUGCUCUAGACAGCACAUCUCUCAGAUACUCUCACCAUGAAUGUGUUUCAAACAUUGUAAGCGUGUCACCGGUGUAUGUGUGCGUGUGUGUACGUGAAAUAUCAUCUGUAAGGACAGUUGUAGGCGUACUGCUGAGGGGCUGUGUUUAAAGUCGAUGGGGAACAGCUAAAACGAUAGGAAAAAUGAUAGUGAUGCAAACAAUAACUGAACGUGUGGCAUUUCUUUCAACUUUGGGCUGUUCACGCUCGUUUUUAGCCGCUGUUAAUUCAUACUUGCCCAUACUUGACAGGCAACGUAGCCUGCACGCAAAGUUUCUGCGGCUGAAGGUGUGAACACAAAGCUAGAUACAAAUUACAAUACAAUACGAUACAAUAGCACACGAAGAACACAUGCUAAACUACACACUACACACUCCAUGCCUCGCCACCACAUCCCUUAUUCGUACCAUUUCUGUGAAGUGAUGAGAACACAAAGAGCAGAACAUAAAAAGCAGCUUGUUUUAAUGUGUGUAACUUGCGGGAAUCAAGGCUUGCACUGUGCAAACAACGGCCCAACGGGACCAAAUACUUGUGCUGUCCUAAAUUUGCUGUGCGUCAUGGCGACACAAAUGUGACGAAACAAGUGUUCUCGCGUUUCCUCCCCAAAAAAAGCGCACGUAUCGGCGCAAAAUGCUGGAGCGAGGUCCAAUCAGUUGACAAAUACUCAAGAUGGUAUUAGUCUCAUAUACAACUCGUCUGCGGUUGAAACCAAGUCCCAAGCGUCUGUAUGAAGAUAAUCAAAGCACCGUAUUUGCAUGAAUAUAAUUUUCUAUUGUGUGUCGUUUUAAUUCUGAAACUAUAGCUCACGUUAAAAUACUCUACUACGAGUAUAAAGCAACAAUCUUUCUUGUUUUUUUUUCUUCUUAAGUUGGUCUCAAGCGCCAGUCACAUGAGCUAUUGAAGAUAACCACCGUCAGGUCAUUUACGACCUGUAACAAGACUACCUUAUGCACAUAGCAUACAACAGCAGCACCAAGCAAUAUUGCCAUAUUAGGCUACAUUGCUGACUAGGUUUCUGGGGUUUUGGAUGCAGUGUUGACAUUUAUCCUGACCACAAUAUUAAAUUUUUAUUUCUAAAGUGUAAGAAAGACAACCCUAGCAUUAUAUUCAUGCAAAUACAAUAGCACAAGUGGCUCACUCACUCACCAAGUCAAGUGUUCAAGAAAUUCACAAAUGCACUCUCUUGUGUACUCUCCCCUUUAAAACAGCUGCUGAAAGUGUCCUCCUUACUGUUUGACAUGGCAGCAGAAAGCAUAAAAAUACAUGCACACAUUCAAUACUCACACAGUCUCUGAAGUUCUGCAGCAGGCAUCCUAUCCCAAGAUGGCAUGUAUGCUUUCAGCCCCUCUAUGCUAGUGAUAUCAGCGCAAUAAUGACUGUAGACAAGGUAACAUUAGCAGAUGGAAAUGUAAACUUAGUGUCAACAGCCAGAAAGGUCCAAAAUUUUAUCAUGAAAUACAGCAAGAAACGGAUAAGCUUUUCUGUGCACCAUACUCAAGGGAAGUGUGUCAUGAACACCCUUGGGGCAUUGUUAAGAACUUUGCAUUCAUCAAUGUCCUGAAUGUGAAUGCCACGUAGUUCUGAUCACAAAACUAUUGAGAAAUAUUUCGAGCUGCGCGUUGCUUACGCUCCGCUCAGGUGUAGCAUCCCAAGCCAGUGCAGGAAAUUGCCUAUAUUUCACACUUUCGAUUAGUAUGUCUUACAAGGACACAGUCAACUUAUCUGUGAAACGACAGCAAAGCCAGGUAGAUGCGCCAUCACGGUCCACUGGCUUUAGAGCAGAGAGAGAUGCGUUUUACGUACUGCUGCUCACACGAUCAUUCUGCGCACGUGCACUACCGUUGCCACUAUUAGUUUUUGUGAGAAUUGCUAGCAUACACGUCUGAUCGGAGCAAGGUGUAAACGCUCAGCUAAAUCUCUCUAAUAAACCAGAUUCUGGCGUGUUUUGCUCCAGUGCAGCAGUUUCACUAACUAUGAAGUGAUGGCAAAAGCUAGAGCCAUACUGGAUAAACGAAAGGCAACACUAUGGCGGUUUUCCCACACCAUGUACUUGAUGCCAGCAUUCGUAAUCCCUAUAGCCAGAACAGUGCGUGAUCCUGUUUUUGGCCAAAAGCCAAGUUUUGUACGCAAAACUCGAAUCACUGUGGCUGUACUUAGUACUACGCAUCAGAAGCAAGUGUGGAGAUUGAAAUGAAAUCAAAGUUACUGAUACGAAAGCUUUUGAAAUUUAUCCCAGGGGCACACAGUGCUGUUGUUUAAGCUAAUACUGAAACGCCAAAAAGCAAUGGCCCCCUAAAAGUUAUACGAUUGCUGAAUCUGCACCCCGGAUGUAAAACAUGAAUGCAUGAACAUACAUUGCCACAACUGUAAGGUAGGCGACAAAAUAUGCUUGAUGAUGUAUGUGUGUACGUCUUGUCACUUAACCUGACCACUGCCAGAUGAAACAGCAUGAGUUAGUCUACAGAGGUUAGUUAAAAUUAAGUACAGGCGUAAGAGUAAAAAGACUGUGUGGAUUAUUUCGGACAGGUUCUCGCAAGUCGUUAACCGUCAUUGCCCAUCUUGCCACAGGCAUAGCAGCCUUUGCAAAUAACCAGAAGGAAAGGCAUUGCAGAAUGUCUAGACAUUUAGGCAUACAGUUCCAAUAAGAUGUAAGGAGAAUUGUCCAAUGUUAACGAUUAGAUCUCACUAGUGUUCAAUCCUUUAUGGAAGCUUAAGUUUGACGUUAAGCUCUGGAGACAAAUUCUUACAUGGUUUACAGACGCCUGCCCGAGUGAUUAUAUCGGUUCCUUAUCAUUUACAGCAGAGCUGUCAAGAGAGUGGUGCAGCCAUUCUUGUGCAGCGGUAUCAAAUUUCAGAAAGAAUGGCUUGAAAAGUGAUCUUUGCCACAGUAAAAAAUUUUUACUUUUAAAGGAAUGUCACAUGAUCAGGCUGUUGGCAAGUGACCUAUAGCAGGAACAGAACAAGCCCGUAGUACUUUCAAAGGGAAAACUCUCAUAUAUAUUACAGCUUUGCUGUCUUCAAUGAGUCUGUUUCCAAUAUCGCCACACAUCUGCAAAGUCGUGGCGACAUCUUGAAUACUAGUGAAGUGUUCCUCUUAUGGGUGGACGACUCUGUACAUCACUGCUGCUUACAAAACGUUGCACUUGGUUCUGCGCUUGCAGUGAUAUCAUACUGCACAUUCACCUAUCAGUCCUCUCAGGUGUACCACCAAUUACUCGGCAAUAUACACGCACUCAACGACCCUGUGUUUUCUUUCUGUAACAUUGCUAUGUUCCAGAUUCAAUGAAAAGAUUUUUUCUUUUUCACUCGGUGCGUGUGCAUUUUAUGUAUGUCGUUUUAAAAGCUGUUGCAACUGUCAGUAAAUUUUAUUUAAAUCUUAU